This is a messenger RNA of Carcharodon carcharias (great white shark), 2976 nucleotides long. RefSeq lists its product as uncharacterized. The record is from RefSeq and is a predicted model, not a curated record. Bases 108 to 2039 code for a protein of 643 amino acids. Lineage: Eukaryota; Metazoa; Chordata; Chondrichthyes; Lamniformes; Lamnidae. The transcript has 8 exons.
UACCUCGGAGACAGGUUCUAGGACACCUGAAACUCCGGAGUCCCUGUCAAUGUGCGUUUACUGUUACAGCAGGAGGUAUUGUGAGAGGAGCUGUGAGCAAGCUGAAGAUGUCGAUCGCUGCCCAGUCUGACAGGACCUCUGUUGCUCCUGUUCAACAAUGGAUGGGUCCUGUGGUCAACACGCUGCUCAAGACCAAGCGGAAAGCAGCUGACGACACAUCUCGUAGCCCCAAGGUCACCCCGGGAAAGAGGAAAUCGUUGACUGAGUCACCGGCUGAGAAUGAUCCCGAGUCUCCUCCAGAAGAUCACAGUCCAGGAGCCCCAACUUCAAACUCUGCAGUUUGCUGCUCGGAUGAGGGGAUUGGGAGUCCGUCUGCUUUCCUGGACCCAUCACCAGAAGGAGCCAUUGUGUCAGCAGGGGGCAGUAACACUCCACUUCCCUCCACAGUGAUGAGGCGUGGAAGCUGGAGGGCAGCAUGUGAACAGACUCAAAGAGUUCUACCCAAGACAGAAGCCAGUCCUUGGCACUGGGGCCACCGAACGGGCAUCCGGAAAUCACUACAAUGCUUCGCCCUCAACAGAGGCAAAGAUUCAAAAUUAACCCCCCCAUUCAAUUUGAUGUCCAAAGGCGUGAGAGCGACUUGCUGUGAUUUGCCGACCUCGACUGUGGCUGGAAUUCUGGACAGAUCCACUUUGGCUGGGAAAGAUGCCCUUUUGACCCCUGUGCCACACAAGAGCGGCCCAUUGGUUAGUGGGUUUAUCAAUAAGUCUGAAUCAGAAGGUUAUGCUUCUCAUCAUCUGUCAUCUCAACUGGAAUUCAAUAUCUCAUCGGAUGCUGAACUGAGCAAGAGCAAAGGAGCUCUUCUGCAGGACAGCCUUGGUCUACUAAUAAGCUCAUUGGACCCUGUAUUCGAUGCCAAAAAGCCUCAACAGCCAAGAGUUGCUGGCACUCCAGGGUCAAAGGUAGCCGAGUGCGAUCAAGCGUGGAGAGGGCACGAUGGUAUUUUCAAAUUGGACCUUGGUUUCUCUGUUGGCUCUGAUAUCUCCACACCAUAUUUUCUUCAAGGGCCUCACUGUAGUUCGGUUCCAGAUGGCAAGGUGAUUCGGCGAUCGUUAAGUUUGCCCGAGGCCAUUUCAGAGAGCAACGGCAUCGGGUCUGCCAAGGGAGAUGUCGAGGCACGGUUUGUGGAGGAUCUUGAUGUCUACCAAAAGACCCAGGAUGGCGAUAAUGAUGCCUUACCUGUGGAGAAUUCUCGAAAUUUCAAUGGAGAACACAAAAUGCAAUCGGUGCCGAGUGUUGAAGCUCGCCAUCCCUCUACGAAAGAGGAAGAUAGCUCAAGGGGCAGGAACCGAAACUCUGAAAUGACCCAGGGAUUGCCUAGGCCUUUCAUUGUCCUCACAGAAGAAGACUAUGGAGAAAACUGCGUCCUCCACUCUGUGUGCGAUGCAGGAGACAGAUUCAGGUCUGCGGAGAAGCGCACACUUGGAUCCUGUGACUCAGUUACUUAUACGAGUGGGAAGCCGUCUCCGCAGCCAAGCAUAAUGGAACUUGCCCGCGUAUCUGUGACUGAAUGCAUCCGUAAACUCAACAAGCUCUCUGCGAAAAGACCGAGUGCAAAGCACAGUUUCUCAAAGGUCCCACUGAGUUCCGAGCAAACUCCACAUCAGUCCUCAGUUUUCAGAUUUACCCAGCAUGCAAGUACACUGUUCGGAAAGAAAUCCGUGGGAGGCAAGCAUCAAGGAGCAAAGCCACCCAUGAGAAGGUCACUAAGUCUUGAGAGUGCUUGUAAAAAUCUAAAGGGGCUAGAAGAUGACUGUGCUCUCUCACAUGAUAAAAGUGACUCCUACUUACCCGAAACCAAUAACCCAGACGGCUCGGGGGUCUCAGAACAGCAUCUCUCCGGCAACACAAAAAGCUCAACUCUCUAUUCACCUCAAAGAAAGAUGUCUAGGCCGAGCCCAGUGAGAAGGCCUGUCUUGGAGGAGAGCAGGAAGCAAACGUCCCCAGACAGGUCUGGGACUGGGGUACGGCCUCACUAACCCUGAAAAGGAGGAUGGCCAACAGUGUGUGCAAACACUUGGAUUACAACUCCACUUCUAAUUCUGAAGCCAUGUAUUAAAUCCAUCAUUUUAGAUGGAAAUUACAAUAUCAAGUCUCUGGGUUUGGGGAGAAAAACAUAGUUUUUUUUUAAAAUUAAUUUUAAUUUGAGUAGACUAACGUGACAGGGAGAAAGAUAGAGGGCGGGAUUUUCACCCACCUGCCUCUGUGAUCUUCCAGUCCCGCUGCAAGUCAAUGGACUUUUGGCUGGGGCACCGCCUUGCCCACAGCAGGGGCUGGAAAAUCCCGGCCAGGGUCUGUCUCUCUCUCUCUCUGGGUUUAUAGUACAGUGGGAGAUUCACGCAAAGCAUAACUAAUGAACACAUCAGGGCUUAUUGUACAAAUGAAGCCUUGAGAAGAUUUUUGUUUGUUAUUUCUUUGCCAGUUACAUUGGAUCUUGAGGCAUUAUGAAUGUUUGGGUUUUCAUUACAAGGCGUAGCUGCCCUUUUCAUCAAAUUUCAAUGUAGAUUUUCCUGAACUGUUUAAGUGUUUCUUGUUUUUUUUUAAACAAUGUGCCAUCCAUCAGGCAAGGGAGCCAGUAACUAGGCCUCUGCAAUGUCCCGCUAUAGCCUCUUGCGAAGAAGGCUGGUGAGGUUGGCAUGGAGCGACUUCCACGGCCUCUCCCUCAGGGCUGGUAGGACAAUUCAUCGUCUACUCCACAUGUCUGUAGGGCAGAGCCGAGAACUACGGAGAAAAUUACAGGAGCAACUUGUGUCUUAUUGCUUUGUUGUUCUAUGCUACCGUUUUCUUAGAUACGUUUGACCAAGUGACCCUUGGAGUUGGAGCAUUUAUCAGCUUUAAAAGUGACGGUGCGAAUACUUAAAUCUAAACCCCGUGCAUUUUUCUCUCGACAUCAAUCCAAAUAAAUUCUUGAAAAUC